This is a messenger RNA of Cryphonectria parasitica EP155, 1813 nucleotides long. Its product is annotated as putative cytochrome P450 monooxygenase. The record is from RefSeq and is a predicted model, not a curated record. Gene Ontology annotation, molecular function: oxidoreductase activity, acting on paired donors, with incorporation or reduction of molecular oxygen; monooxygenase activity; heme binding. Bases 54 to 1574 code for a protein of 506 amino acids. Lineage: Eukaryota; Fungi; Ascomycota; Sordariomycetes; Diaporthales; Cryphonectriaceae. The transcript has 6 exons.
ACCACACUCUGUCAUCUCCUCAUCGCUUACACAUUAGUUUUUAGACAGUGACAAUGGGGUCUUCAACCACAAUUAGUCUCUUGUCAAGCAUCCCAGCCACGAAGGCCGUGGUUGGGUCUAUCAUCAUUGCUUGUUUCUAUAUUGUUGUCUCCAUUGGCGUGCAAUGGUAUCGUCUCAAACACAUCCCAGGACCACCUCUUGCGUCUCUGACGAGCCUAUGUAUAUUCCGAUGGUUCAGAGCGAUGAAUUAUUAUACAACUGGUAUCCACCUGUAUGAGAAGUACGGGGAAAUAGUCCGCAUCUCUCCUACAGGUGUCCUAGUAUCCAUUCCCGAGCCUCUUUGGCAGGUCAACUCGGCCCGCUCCACUUACGCUCGCAGUGCCUUCAACACCUCCCUUCGGCUCAACCCCUGGGGCAAUAACUUGAUCUCCGAGCUUGAUACCGCUAAGCAUGACAAGCGCAAGGCAAAACUAAUCUCGGGCUUCUCAGGCAAAGGCCUGAUGAACCUCGAGAGCAACGUUGACGCACAAAUUGCCACGCUGGUCAAUGUUCUGCAGUGGCGAACCAAGGAUGCCAAUGGGCCUGCCGUUGUCGACAUUGGACGCACACUUCAGUAUUUCCAGGUCGACCUCAUUACUCAAGCUGGUAUUGGUAACACCUGGAGAGACCUGCCACUGAACGAGGAUCGCUUCGGGUGGUUACAGGACGCAGAAAAAUCAGUUCCCUGGAUGUUCUCCCUUGCGGUGGUGCCUCUUUUGCGUUCUAUCUAUUUUUCACCGCUUUUUCUUCAUGUCUUUGGUCCUAGUCUGACUAAGGGCUGGCUUGGUGUGCUCCAUGAAGAAGUUCAAGAGAGCUUGAAGCCUGACCAGGAAAAGGCCCACGAGGGGAACAUGCUGACUGAGUGGCUCAAGCAUGGGCUGUCACCAGCUGAGGCUGAACUAGAUCUCGCGCUUUUGAUGCCAGCUGGGACCGAGACAUCAAUCACCACAAUUCGUGGCAUCCUGAUGUAUCUCAUGGUCUCUCCAAAUGCCUACCAAAAGCUCAGACAAGAGAUUACAGAUGGGAUCCGAGAAGGUCGUAUCUCGAGUCCUGUCACUAGUGAGGAGACGAAACAUCUUCCUUAUCUUCAGGCUGUCCUGAACGAAGGCAUGCGGCUUGUGCCUCCUGUCAUUAUGGGGCUCCCUAAGGUGGUCCCUGCCGGUGGAGACACCAUCUGUGGGAAGUAUCUCCCAGCGGGCACAGAGGUCUUUCCCAACCACGUUGGCCUGAUGCAGAACCAGGAAGUGUUCGGGCCAGAUGUGAGCAUGUUCCGACCCGAACGGUUCAUCGAUUGCGAUGAGGCCACCAGGGCAAGACGUCUGAAGGUGGUCGAUCUGCAAUUCGGGGUUGGUCGCUGGAUGUGCCUGGGCAAGGUGUUGGCGUGGAUGGAGAUGCACAAGAUCUUUGUCGAGCUGCUCCGGUCUUUUGACUUUCAGCUCCUCAACCCAGAGAAGCCUUGGCACCGAUACUCAAAUGCAAUCUGGAUCAUCAAAGAUUUCUACGCUGUCGUCAGGGAAGAUCCUAUUACUGCGUGAUUCUCAGCGAGUGCUAAUCAACAUCGGAUGUUGGAGUGAUGUGCUUGAGCACGACUAGUUACGUGCGCAUGAUUAUGCAUUCUUAUAAAGACUAAAGUAUGAAUUGGGAACCAGAUUGUUCAACAGAUCGUUAGGUAGUAUACAAGGUCCUUGUUUGAUGUUUUAGUUAAUUAGCUUUGCAAUUUUACUCUAUUGCUUUGAAUCCGCCUCGAACAAAUCCAGUCCGUGUUAUUGCUUAG